AUGGGGAAAGUCGAGUCGCUCUCUCGCUCGACGUCAGACAAAGAAAAACCUGCGCCAGAGGAAAGCCAAGAAGCCAGUUUCGGUUCCUACAAGAGAAUCUUCAGCUUCGCAAGCCCAGUCGAGCUGACCCUCCAAAGCAUCGCUGUCCUUGCAGCCUGCGCAUCGGGGGCAGGAAUUGCUCUACAAAACCUCAUCUUUGGCAGGUUCAUCACAAUCAUCACUGAUUUUGUCGCUGGGACGUCAACCCCAGGCCAAUUCCUCGAUGAUGUCGCUGAGAUGGCGCUCUAUUUCGUGUACCUGGGAAUUGCCCGGCUCGUCCUCUCGUACACGUACAACACACUUCUCACAUACGCCGCGUACCGUGUCAUUCGCAAUAUCCGGCACAGCUACCUCAAAGCCGCCCUCAGCCAGGAGGUUGCAUACUACGACUUCGGAACUGGAGGGUCCAUCGCCGCGCAAGCGACAUCGAACGGGAAGCUCAUCCAGGCUGGAAUCGCGGAGAAGAUCGGCCUCCUUUUCCAGGGACUCGCGGCGUUCGUGACGGCUUUUAUCAUCGCCUUUGUGGUGCAGUGGAAGCUUACCUUGAUCUGUCUGUGUAUCGCCCCGGCUACUAUCAUCGUCAUGGGCGUCAUCGCGGGUAUAGAAGCCGGGCACGAGACGAAGAUAUUACAGAUUCAUGCCCAGGCUAAUUCGUACGCGGAGGGUGUCCUGGCUGGCGUGAAGGCCGUGCAUGCGUUCCAGAUGCGAGCGAGUGUGGUGAAACGGUUCGAUGAGUAUUUGACGGAGGCGCACAAGGUCGGGAAGAAGAUAUCGCCACUCAUGGGGAUCAUGUUCUCUGCGGAGUACACCAUCAUCUACCUUGGUUUUGGGCUGGCUUUCUGGCAGGGAAUACAUAUGAUGGUCAGAGGAGAGAUUGAUACAGCGGGCGAGAUCUUCACCGUCCUGUUGUCAGUUGUAAUCGCUGCAAUUAACUUGACCCUGUUGGCACCAUACUCGAUCGACUUCAGUAGAGCCGCCUCGGCCGCUGCACAACUGUUCACGUUAAUUGACCGAGAAUCCACAAUAAACCCAUACAGCAAAGACGGCAUCGAACCAGAGACGAUCAAUGGAGAGGUCGAACUGCAGAACCUAUCCUUUAGCUAUCCAACCAGACCCGGGAUCACUGUCUUAGAUAACUUCAGCCUCAAAGUCCCAGCAGGGAAGGUAACCGCCCUCGUCGGCCAGUCUGGUUCUGGAAAAAGCACGAUAGUCGGCCUCAUUGAACGCUGGUACAACCCCGACACAGGAAUGAUAAAGCUGGAUGGCACACCAAUCGAGAAAUUAAACCUAGGCUGGCUACGCAAGAACGUCCGCCUCGUUCAACAAGAACCAGUUCUAUUCCAGGGUUCCGUUUUUGAUAACAUCAAAUACGGCCUCGUCGGGACACCCUGGGAGAACGCGUCAAGGGAAGAGCAGAUGGAAAAGGUACAAGAGGCGGCGAAAAUGGCAUACGCCCACGACUUCAUUACAGAGUUGACAAAUGGCUAUGACACUCCAAUCGGGCAGCGUGGUGGUUUGCUCUCUGGUGGACAGAAGCAGCGAGUGGCCAUUGCUCGUAGUGUCAUCUCCCAGCCCAAGGUUCUUCUGCUGGAUGAAGCGACUAGUGCACUGGACCCCCAUGCUGAGGCGAUCGUGCAGAAAGCACUGGAUAAGGCAGCAGAAGGCCGUACGACCAUUGUUAUUGCACACAAGCUGGCAACGAUCCGCAAGGCAGAUAAUAUUGUGGUUAUGAGCAAGGGCUCCAUUGUCGAGCAGGGUACACACGAAUCACUCAUUGCAGAGGACGGGGCAUACGCGCGGCUUGUUAAAAUCCAGAACCUCACUGUCGCUGCCAGGGAAGAAGCAGAUAUCAAAGAGGAAGAGGAUACCACGGAAGACGACGCCCCCCUGGAGACAGCAGAGACGAUGGAAGGACUCAGUCGGUAUGCGACUUCUGUUCGAGGGAAGAUGGAGUCCAUGAAGGAACGAGACAACUACGACCACCACAAGCAAAUGGGCAUUAUGGCCGUCAUCGUGCGCCUGGUCAAGGAGUGUCCUGAAUUAAUAUGGGCAUACCUGUUCGUCCUGUUAGGAUGUCUCGGUGCAUGCGCUGCCUACCCCGGGCAGGCAAUCCUGAUGUCCCACGUCGUCGAAGUCUUCCAACUUACUGGAGAUGCAAUGCUGGAUAGAGGAGACUUCUACGCUACUAUGUUCAUCGUUCUGGCAGCGGGGUGUCUCCUCUCAUACUUCGCCGUCGGUUACGCGACCAACGUCGUUGCCCACCACCUCAGCCACUGGUUUCGCAGGCUCAUCCUGCACGAGAUGCUGCGGCAGGAUAUCCAGUUCUUUGAUCGCAGCGAGAAUACCACGGGCGCCCUGGUCAGUCAUAUUGACUCGUAUCCGCAGGCGAUCCUGGAGCUCAUGGGUUUCAACAUCGCCCUGAUCCUCGUUGCGGUUUUGAACCUGGUUGGAUGUGCGAUUCUUGCCAUUGCACACUCGUGGAAACUUGGACUCGUCGUCGUGUUUGGCGGUCUUCCUCCUCUUGUUGGUGCUGGCCUUGCCAAGAUCAGACUUGAUGCCAGACUCGACCGAAGCACUUCAAAGAAGUACUCUACCAGUUCAUCCAUCGCCUCUGAAGCCGUGAAUGCUAUUCGAACGGUCUCAUCCCUCGCCAUCGAAGGAGACGUCCUGCGACGAUACACCGAGGAACUCGACACCGCCGUGGCAUCCUCCGUCAAGCCCAUGGCCAGCACGAUGGUCUGCUUCGGCCUGACGCAGUGCAUCGAAUAUUGGUUCCAAGCUCUUGGAUUCUGGUACGGCUGCCGCUUGCUUUCAACGGGCGAAGUCAGCAUGUAUAACUUCUUCGUCGCCUUUCUUGGUGUGUUUUACACGGGCCAGGCGUCUGCGCAGAUCUUCCAGUUCUCAACCAGCGUCACAAAGGGAAUCAACGCGACAAACUAUAUCUUCUGGCUCAAUGAACUGCAGCCGACAGUCCGAGAGACGCCUGAAAACCGCGAUAAUGGCCCUGGGUCUGGCGCGCCUAUCGCCCUCGACAACGUGCGCUUCUCAUACCCACUGCGACCUGACGCCGCUGUUCUUAAAGGCGUCAAUAUAAAGAUAAACAAAGGCCAAUUCAUCGCUUUGGUCGGCGCGUCAGGCUGUGGUAAAUCCACCAUGAUCGCCAUGCUCGAGCGCUUCUACGACCCAACAACAGGCACAAUCACAAUCGACUCGUCCGCCCUCCCAUCCCUCAACCCCGUGCACUACCGCAACAUCGUCGCCCUGGUGCAACAAGAGCCAACACUCUUCCAGGGCACGAUCCGUGAAAACAUCGCACUGGGAAUCUUCAACCCAGAUACAGAGCCCUUCUUCUCGGAGAAACAGGGACCUACUACAAACGAUGUCCCGGAUAGUACCAUCGAAUCUGCCCUCCGCGCGGCGAAUGCAUGGGAUUUCGUCUCCUCUUUGCCCGAAGGUAUAUACACGCCCGCAGGGUCAGGAGGGACACAACUCUCAGGCGGCCAAAGACAACGGAUCGCGAUUGCGCGCGCACUCAUUCGGGACCCUAAGAUCCUGCUCCUGGACGAAGCGACCAGCGCCUUGGACACGGAGAGCGAGAAGAUCGUGCAGCGGGCGCUGGAGGAGGCGGCGAAAUCGGGGGAUCGGAUAACGGUUGCGGUUGCGCAUCGGCUGAGUACGAUCAAGGAUGCGCAUUUGAUUUGUGUCUUUUAUGGAGGGAGGAUUGUGGAGAUGGGGGAUCAUCAGGAGUUGGUUAGGGCGGGGGGAUUGUAUAGACGGAUGUGUGAGGCGCAGGCGCUGGACUGA
This is a messenger RNA of Aspergillus versicolor CBS 583.65, 3843 nucleotides long. RefSeq names its product ABC transporter ATP-binding protein. Gene Ontology annotation, cellular component: membrane. Lineage: Eukaryota; Fungi; Ascomycota; Eurotiomycetes; Eurotiales; Aspergillaceae. The transcript is spliced from 5 exons. Gene Ontology annotation, molecular function: ABC-type transporter activity; ATP hydrolysis activity; ATP binding. Bases 1 to 3843 code for a protein of 1280 amino acids. The record is from RefSeq and is a predicted model, not a curated record. Gene Ontology annotation, biological process: transmembrane transport.